Messenger RNA from Colletotrichum gloeosporioides, 2547 nucleotides. RefSeq lists its product as uncharacterized. The record is from RefSeq and is a predicted model, not a curated record. Lineage: Eukaryota; Fungi; Ascomycota; Sordariomycetes; Glomerellales; Glomerellaceae. The transcript has 7 exons. Bases 1 to 2547 code for a protein of 848 amino acids.
AUGCUCGACGCCAGGUCCUACCCAUUGCUGGUCGGCCUGAUCGUGCUGGUCUGGUUCUCCCGGCCGGCCCACGCCUUCGGAGCUGGCAACAUCGCCGGCAUCUCCAAGAUUGAGGGCCAGAACUGGCGCCAUGGCGACAUUGAAGAUGCGCUCCUCACCCUUGCGAUGGCCCGCUCCAUGAACGGCAAGAAGUUCACCAAGAUGAUGGUCUCUCGUGUCUACUUCGGCAACUGGCUGAGAGACUACUCCCAAGCCAUUGACGUCGGUACCGUCAAGUCUGUCUCAGCCGAGGCCAUCCGCCUGCUCCUUUGCGUCCUGGGCUUCCUUACCUUCGGCUACGGAUCCAGGGAGUUCGAGGUUACGGCCGACAGACUGGGCUGCUACCGCCCCGAGGACCACAUUGACAACCCCAAGAACUACGCCGACAACAUCGAUGCCCGCCAGUACGACCGUCGCCUUAGAGGCCCCGUUGACGAGGGCGUCGAGCUUGCCAUCGACGAGCGCACCGGAAUGAAGAACUACAUUGCGAACGAGCAGGCCGGUAUCAUGACCUCUGCCGCUCACGUCCGCAAGCUCUUCGCCACCUGCAUCGAGCUCGCUCGAGGAUACGGUCGCAACAAGAAUGAGGCCGAUCUCUACGAGGCGAUGCGCCUGAUGGGAACCGGUCUGCACUGCUUGGAAGGUACGGUGCUCGACAACUUUAUCCUCAGCUACUUCUUUGCGCACAGCAACUACACCGAGCUUGCCCUCAUCGAGAUGGGCGAGCGCGACACGUUCCCCCACGUCGGCAGAGACACCCGCAUUAGACUCGAAGGCGCUAGAGACGAGGUCUAUCCGAUUGUCACUGGCACUUUCGGUGGUGUUGACUUCCUGCACUCCGUUACUGGAGAGGUCUCUGACAAGCUCACCCAGAACGAGAUUGAGGAGCUUGAGGGCACCCUUCAGGAGAGCAAGAAUAACGACACCAGCAUUCUGCGCAACUUGCUGGACAUGAUUCCCGAUGGUAUAUUUGGCGGUAAGCACCAGAGCAACCGGGUGGAUGAGCUCCAGAGCAGCGCUGCCGAGUCGCAGCUCCAGAACAUGCAGGUCUCUCCCAGAGACCCUGAGGAGUUCACUCAGUACAUCCAGAACGUUUUCAAGCAGAUCAUGCCUGCCAUUCAGUUCCACGACGAGAUUCUGCAGGGCAUCAGCGAGGCCAUUGAGAAGAUUCCCGUCCUCCCCAAGAUUCUGGAGCAGCUUGAGGAGCAGCUUUCCAAGUUUGUCUUCUCUCUCAUUGCCCCCUUCAUCAUCCCUGUCAUCAGCCAGAUCCGCAACGAGCUGCGCACUGGUUCUGCCGAGAUCAUCGAGAGCAGUGAGAGGGAGCAACACGUCGUCUUCGAUGAUGACCGCAGCACCGACCCCACUCACUCUAUGCUGUCCAAGGACCACUUUACCAACAUUCUGAACGAGAUUGCUGGCCGCUGCGCUGCUCUGACUGUGCAGUGGGUUGUGCCUCAACUGAUGGAGGCCAUUGAUGAUGAGGGUGUUGAUGUUAACCGCACCAUCAACCGCAUCAUCUUCGGCGUCAUGCACCACCCCGCUCAGCGCGAUAUGGGCGAGGACGGUGCGACUGAGGGACGUCAGAAGAUCUUCCGGUUCGUCGAGGAGUGGUGGAACAACAUGGAUAGAAGCCAGCAGGAUGACUACCGCCGCAAGUUGAGCCGUGAGGGCGUCCAGCGGGGAGAGAACCACAAGGAGGGCGAGCACGACACUGGCCACGGCCACGGCUGCAGUGGAAAGCUUCACAUGCGCAAGCAAUUCGGUGAGCCCAAGAAUUGGGAGGACAAGGUUGCCGACCAGGCUGCUGGCGCCAUUCUCGAGGGUGCUUCUGGAGCCAUUGCCGGCCUGGUGCAGCAGCAAGCUGGCGUUAAGAUCCCCCAGUACAAGCACCAGCAGGAGGAAGAGGAGUCCAGUGGAGGUGGAGGUGCAGGCGGGCUCAUUGGCUCUAUCCUCGGCGGUGUUUUCAAGAAGGACGAGACCGAGUCUCGCCACAGCAGCCGUCGCGAUGACGAGGGCAACUACACGCAGACUCAGACUGAGUAUGGCCACCACGGCAACAAGUACGGCCAGGCUGAGUAUAAGGAGACUCAGUACUCUGGCGGUGGAGGCCGCUCCGAGUACCGUCGCUACGAGCAGGAAGACAGCCAAGGCGGACGUCAGACCAGCGGCUACGAGUACCAGGAGACCACAGAGACUAGACCUUCCUAUGGCGGUGGAUACGAGCAGCGCACCGAGACUCACCGCUACGAGGGCAGCACGGGUGGUGGCUACGGCGGUGGAAACCGACGCGACGAGGACGAGGGAGGCUACGGUGGUCGUCGUCAUGAUGAGGGCGGAUACGGAGGCGGUCGACGCGACGACGAGGGUGGCUACGGUGUUACGGUCGAGCACCACGGCCGACGCCGUGAUGACGACGACGAUGAGCGUCGCGAGGGCGGCGGCGGCUUCGGCGAGUUCAUCGGCAAGGUUGCCGAGAGCUUCGGCGACAACAACAACCGCAGAUGGUAG